UGUCACGAUAUGUCACUAACAUAUGACAUUUAUAAAUAUUGAUUUCAUGGUUUGGAAGUUUUGAAUAAAAAUGCCUUUAAUAAUACUUUGUGGAACACCAGUAAGUGGAAAAACAACAAGAGCGAGAGAACUAAAAGAAUAUUUCGAGAAAACACACAAUAAACAAGUGGAACUCAUAUCUGAGGAAGAGGCAAUACAAAAGUUAGGUUAUAAUAAGGAAUCGACGUAUUUAGACUCACAAAAGGAGAAAAGAGUUCGUGGUUAUCUUAAAUCUGAGGCAAUUAGACUAAUCGGCAAAGACAAUGUCGUUAUUCUGGAUGGAAGCAAUUAUAUCAAAGGAUACAGAUACGAAUUGUACUGUGCGUCCAAAGCUUCAAAGUCCACUCAAUGUACAAUCUACACAAUAAGAUAUCACCCAGACGCCUGGGCAGAUAAUUUGUCAAGAAUCAAACAGAGAGAGGAGAAUGGUAAUGAUGAUGUAUUUACUGAACCAUAUACAGAAGAAGUGUUCAAUGCAUUGACAAAGAUGAGAUUUGAAGAACCAAAUAGAAACAACAGAUGGGACAGUCCGCUAUUCUCAGUGCAGCCGACAGACACAUUGGAUGUUGAUGCGAUUUACGAUGUGUUGUUUAAACGGAAACCACCGCCUCCUAACAUGAGUACACAGAAUCCGCCGCUGACAUCAACAAACUUCCUCUAUGAAUUAGACAACAUAACGCAAGCCAUAUCAAAACGGAUAUUAGAAGCUAAAGAAUUUGACGCGUUCGAAGUGAAGUUCCCAGACUAUCCUGGAUGUGUGAUAGAAUCAGGUUUCAUGCAUUCCGUGAACCCACAAAACUUGUUACGCUUGAGACGACAGUUCUUGACGUACGCUAAAAUGAACCAUUCGAACGAAAACGCUAAUAAAUUGGGCAGGUUUUAUAUACAGUAUUUGAAUAAAACUUAUACGGAUUGAGA
This is a messenger RNA of Colias croceus (clouded yellow), 957 nucleotides long. Its product is annotated as protein KTI12 homolog. The coding region runs from base 71 to 955 and encodes 294 amino acids. Lineage: Eukaryota; Metazoa; Arthropoda; Insecta; Lepidoptera; Pieridae. The transcript has 4 exons. The record is from RefSeq and is a predicted model, not a curated record.